AAUCUAAUUUUGAAAUUCUUGAAAGCUUCAAAUUUGUCUCCAAAGGACACGGACAAGUUGUUGCAAGAGACUAGCUCCCACAAUCUCCUAAACCGGACCAAUUCAAAUCAAACUAAACCGAUCAUGUCAAGUAUUUAAAGGAGAAACAUGAAAAGAAGAUCUCUCUAAGCAAAAGAAAAUAUGGGUGUACUUGAAAACCUAUGGGACGACGUUGUGGCUGGUCCUCGGCCUGAAGCCGGUGGCCGUGGCCAUCUCCGGCGAAUCUCCACCGGCUUAACUAGCUUGAACAAUACCACAGAAGGAAUGUCAGUGGCCGGAUCGGUAUCUCUUCCGGCGAGUCCGGCUACUCCGGUGACACCAGGAUCUGGUCGGAAAGUAGAUGUGUGGAGGAGUGUAUUUCAUCCGGCAAGUAAUGUGACUACAAGGGAGAUUGGUGCUAAUGUCUUUGACAAACCCUCUCAUCCUAAUUCUCCAACGGUUUAUGAUUGGAUGUAUAGCAACGAGAGCAGGAGCAAGCACCGUUGAAGCUUACCAUUUAUCAACGAACCGUCAAAUUAAUAAAUCAAGACUUCAUAA
Messenger RNA from Arabidopsis arenosa, 576 nucleotides. NCBI's taxonomy places the organism in Eukaryota, Viridiplantae, Streptophyta, Magnoliopsida, Brassicales, Brassicaceae. The record is from the annotation of a GenBank genome assembly.